Argentina anserina (silverweed cinquefoil) is the source of this 2166-nucleotide messenger RNA. RefSeq names its product probable galacturonosyltransferase 10. Gene Ontology annotation, molecular function: polygalacturonate 4-alpha-galacturonosyltransferase activity. Bases 270 to 1865 code for a protein of 531 amino acids. The transcript has 2 exons. The record is from RefSeq and is a predicted model, not a curated record. Lineage: Eukaryota; Viridiplantae; Streptophyta; Magnoliopsida; Rosales; Rosaceae.
UCCACAAAACUCCCAACUGUAGUUGUCCCCAAGCGAAGACUGAACAAGGAACAAGGAACAACAACCAGAGCUCAACUUUGCUUUGCUUUGCUUCUCUUCUCUUACUGCAUUCCCCUAAAUCUCCGCCAAUCCGACCGAACCCUAAUCCUUCAAAUCGCAAUUCUCGUCUCAAAGUCUCCAUCUUGGGUAAGAUCCAAUCACCGACACUUGAUCCCAUCUCGGGGAUCUCCAAUCCACCGACGGCCGGAGAUUUCAGAUUUGCGCAGAGAAUGAGGCGGAGGGCGGCGGACUUCCGGCGGCCGUUGAGGGCCAGAAGGUUCCCGAAUGCGUUUUGGUGGGUUCUGUGUGGUGUUGCAGUGUUGCUGUUUAUCUAUACUUUGAGCAGAGGUAGUCAGAUUGAACCCAGACCUGUAUUAACCACAAGAUAUAGGCACGAUAGAGUUAUGGAAGGCCUGAACAUCACUGAAGAAAUGUUGAGCCCAAACUCAGUUGCCAGGCAGAUCAGUGACCAAAUAGCUCUGGCAAAGGCUUUUGUUGUGAUUGCCAAAGAGAGUAACAACCUUCAGUUUGCAUGGGAGUUAAGUGCCCAGAUUCGCAACUCACAGAUUCUUCUGUCGAAUGCUGCAACAAGGAGACCUUUGACAGCCAGGGAAUCAGAAACUGCAAUUCGUGAAAUGGCGCUUGUACUGUACCAAGCGCAGCAGCUCCAUUACGAUAGUGCAACCAUGAUUAUGAGACUUAAAGCCAAAAUACAAUCUCUGGAAGAACAGAUGAGUUCUGUGAGUGAGAAAAGUUCCAAGUAUGGACAAAUAGCUGCUGAGGAAGUCCCGAAAAGUCUUUACUGCCUUGGUAUCCAGCUGACUAGUGAAUGGUUCAGACACCCAAAUCUGCAGAGGAAACUCAAGGACAGAAAAAUAGAAAUGAAAGUAAAGGAUAACAGUCUCUAUCAUUUCUGUGUAUUCUCUGACAACAUACUGGCAACUUCAGUUGUGGUCAACUCAACAGCUCUAAGUUCCAACAAUCCAGAAAAGGUUGUCUUCCAUCUUGUAACCGAUGAAAUCAACCAUGCUGCAAUGAAGGCCUGGUUUGCUAUGAACAGCUUCAGAGGAGUGACUGUCGAGGUACAGAAGUUUGAGGACUUUAAAUGGCUGAAUGCUUCUUAUGUCCCUGUGCUUAAGCAGCUCCAAGACUCUGAUACUCAAAGUUACUAUUUCUCUGGAAACAGUGAUGAUGGGAGGACACCAAUCAAGUUUCGGAACCCAAAGUAUCUUUCAAUGCUUAAUCAUCUCCGGUUCUAUAUUCCUGAAGUAUUUCCUGCCCUGAAGAAGGUGGUAUUCCUCGAUGAUGAUGUUGUUGUCCAGAAGGAUCUGUCUGAUCUGUUCUCAAUUGAUUUGAAUGGCAAUGUAAAUGGAGCAGUUGAGACAUGCAUGGAGACGUUUCACAGAUACCAUAAAUAUCUGAAUUACUCUCACCCUCUCAUACGAUCACAUUUUGAUCCUGAUGCAUGUGGAUGGGCAUUUGGAAUGAAUGUGUUUGAUUUAGUUCAGUGGAGGAAAAGAAAUGUUACUGGCAUCUACCACUACUGGCAGGAAAGAAAUGUUGAUCGGACAUUGUGGAAACUUGGCACAUUGCCUCCUGGAUUGUUGACGUUCUACGGAUUGACAGAACCUUUGGACCCCUCAUGGCAUGUUUUGGGUUUGGGGUACACAAAUGUUGAUCCUCAUUUGAUAGAGAAGGGUGCUGUGCUGCACUACAAUGGAAACUCAAAACCGUGGUUGAAGAUUGGGAUGGAAAAGUACAAGCCCCUUUGGGAGAAAUUUGUUGAUUAUACGCAUCCUUUGUUGCAACGGUGUAAUUUCCAUUGAUCUCAGACAAGGAAAAGCUUGUAACACUUUUGGUUCUCGGUCAUGACGAAUCUACUACUCUCCCACUAUAGAACCAGGCACACACACAAGGAGAUCCAACUUUUUUGUGGUCAAGAAUGCUGAUAUAGCUUUUGCAGGAUCAAGCGUGGGUAGGGCACUGGCCAUAUAGAAACAUUGGUGUAGUGGUUGUAAGAUGGGUGCUUAAUUAGUUAAUUUCAAAUUCUAGUUUAUGUUGUAGUAUAGUUGUUUUACUUCCUAUAAAUCAUUCAAAAUUGUUAAUGCUAACUAUUACAUUCUUCAA